UAUUUGAGUAAUGAUAUAAAAUUCAAAAUUUGAAUAGCAACAAACAAUAAAAUUUAGUGGUCGUAACAUAUCGACCAUAUUGUUUGAAAUGUACUUUGUUAAUUUGUGUUGGUUAAAUAAGAUAACCUAAUUCGAAGAAAGUGUGGUAAGUGAUUUAAAUAAAUUUUAUUUGAAGAAUACGAGUGUAAUCAAUUUUGCGCAUUCAUAAAAAUGAUGUCAACGUACAGAAAUGUAAUAUGCAUUUAUGGGAAGUAUAUGCAGAGUAAUUUACCUUUAAUGUUAGGUCGUAUUAAUUAUCCAGUUUCUAAUGACAAUUUUCAACAAGUUAGAAAUAUAAAAAAACAUUGGAACCAAAAAUAUCGUAAAGCAAGGGCACAGAAAGUCAUUAAAGUAAAGUUACCUAAAUUUGAUGAAAAUGAAAGUCCUGCUGAUGCAUUUAGAUCAAAGCUAAAAGAAGCUGGAAUUCUACCACAAAGAGAUUGGACUGAAAGACCUGUUUUUAUUAGUUCUACGCCAUCAAUAUUUGAGCGCUACAUUGUUCCAGAAGGUGAUGGAAAGUUUUCUCCUCUUACUACUACGGGUAUAAAACAAAAGUUUGAAGUUUUAGAAAAAAAGAGCAAAUCCUUUAUGGCUCUUAGAAAGAUCAAAAUGUUUGAAGAUAACUACACAGCUGAGAAAUUUAGAGAUCAUCUAUCAGAUAUUUAUAAAAAGGCACAUGAAGCUUUAUGUCGCAAAGAUAAAGAUGAAAUAUUGCAAUAUGUUACAGAAACUGUUUAUCCAUUACUGAUACACAAUGUAGAAAAUAAAACACUUAUUUGGAAAUUCGUGGAAUCUCUAGAACCACCGCGCAUUGUACAUGCAAGAGUAACAAAUAUCGUAACAAAGCAUAAUGAAUAUGCACAAGUCACCGUUCGUUUUCAUACUAAACAGCUUUUAUGUAUAUAUGAUCGAUUUGGACGAGUGAUAUUAGGUAGUGAGACAGUAAAAAAAGAUGUUUUGGAUUAUAUAGUAUUUGAGAAACAUUUAGCUAAUGAAUACGGUACUUGGCGAAUACAUGGAAAAAUCAUACCAGACUGGAUGAAACCGGAGGAAGUACCGACAUUUACUUACAGUUUGCUAAAGAAACAAGAAGAACUCUCAUCCUCUGAUAGCGAUGUUCAAUCGGUUGCUAAAGUAGUACCUCCAGAAACUUUGGAUAAGCAGCAUACAACAUAAUUAUAUUUCAUGUAUAGAUUUCUGUUAUUAUAAUUGAUAAAUAAAAUGUUUUUAAAAUACAA
This is a messenger RNA of Frieseomelitta varia, 1277 nucleotides long. It is a transcript of the gene mRpL45, whose product is annotated as probable 39S ribosomal protein L45, mitochondrial. The record is from RefSeq and is a predicted model, not a curated record. The transcript is spliced from 7 exons. The coding region runs from base 211 to 1215 and encodes 334 amino acids. NCBI's taxonomy places the organism in Eukaryota, Metazoa, Arthropoda, Insecta, Hymenoptera, Apidae. Gene Ontology annotation, cellular component: mitochondrion.